Bactrocera neohumeralis is the source of this 2412-nucleotide messenger RNA. RefSeq lists its product as uncharacterized. The coding region runs from base 52 to 963 and encodes 303 amino acids. The transcript is spliced from 2 exons. The record is from RefSeq and is a predicted model, not a curated record. NCBI's taxonomy places the organism in Eukaryota, Metazoa, Arthropoda, Insecta, Diptera, Tephritidae.
AAGUGAAAAAUUACUUGUAAUGUACUCCAUCAUUAAGAUACUCAUAUAACAAUGUUUAGUAAACGACAGUAUUCUCAAAAAUUUAGAGAUUUCUGGCUCAAAGACCCUAUUUUAAAAGAUUGGUUACAAGUUGUAGAAGAUAAUGACGGCAAUAAAGUAGCUAAGUGUAGGGUUGCGGAAUCACUAUACAGAUUUAAAAAGUCAUACAACAACCAAAGAAAGAAAAUGCUAAGAUUAACACGGUUCAUCCAAAACUUCCUUUCAAACCAAUAUGUAGAUACUAAAGUAUCAAAAACAAAAGAGGCUGGGCUUUCAUUGUUUACAGCCAUGCACACGAGCGUAUGUGUGAUUGAUCAUUUAGGCCAGGCUAUUAAUCACUCUCUUACCAAUGAAGAGGAUAAAAUAAAGUUACAUCGAACAAAGUGUUCAAAUAUCAUCAUGAAUGUUUGGGCACCACAUUUCUCUGAUCUACUAAAAGAAGAUUUAAAAGGUCAACCUUACAGUAUCAUAAUUGAUGAAUCAAUCGAUAUUAUGAAAAACCUAGGAAUUGUAAUAAUCUAUUACAGUAAUCGUUUCGAGAAGGUCGUAUCUACAUAUUUAGAUUUAGUAAGGUUAAAUGACUGUGAUGCUAAUAGUAUUGUUUCUGCAAUUAAAGACGUUCUUCAGCGGUUUGAAUCACAAUUAAUAAAUAUGAUGGGUAUUGGAACCGACAAUGCAUCAGUUAUGACUGGUGUAAAUGAAGGUGUUUACGCUAAAUUAAAAAGAGAGGUCCCUCAUUUGAAUUUAAUCCGUUGUAUAUGUCAUUCACUACAAUUAGCCGUCUCCAGUGCUGCUAAACUGUUUUUACCACGAAAUCUAGAGUAUAUAAUUAGUGAAACUUACAAUUGGUUCUCCCGAUCUGUGUCAAGACAAGCUAAAUAUAAAGAUUUGUAUAAAGCAAUAAAUGAUGGAAAAACCCACUGAAGAUCGUGCAGUCCUCUCAAACUAGGUGGUUAGCAAUUGAAUCAGCUGUCUCACGGAUAUAUAACCAGUGGCUGGAGCUAAAAACUCAUUUUUCAAUUGCUAAAUUAGACGAAAGAUGUUACACGGCAGAAGUCUUGCAUGGGAUGUAUAACGAUGACAUUAACUUUGCGUUUCUUGCUUUUCUUUAUCCAAUACUUACUGAACUAAAUAGGGUUAAUAAAUUAUUUGAGUCAAAAGAUGCAGAUCCAACAAAACUAAGUGACGAGUUGGUGAAUUCAAAUGAGUUACUUGUUAAUAAGAUCAAACUGCCUACCCAAAGAGUGAAUAUUUUUACUCAAGACAUAAAUGAUUUCAUUGAUCCAACAUGUAAUUUAGGGUAUAGAUUUAAUACUGCUAUGACAAAAUUAAAAGAACAGGGACUAAAGUAGAGUGACGAGAAAGCAAUUCGUCAAAGAUGUAUAACAUUUAUUGUGAAUUUAAUUAUUGAAGUUAAAGUUCGAUUACAUAAUAAUGUCGGCAUAAUGAUCAUGAUCCCAAGGAUUAGUGUUGAUAGUACACUAAACCCUAACAAACAAGCUAUUACUGAUUUAAUCAAAUAUUUUAAUCACAAUAAGAGUGAAGACUUGAUUGCACAAAUAGACGACCAAUGGUAUCAAAUUCAUACCUUAAAGUGGAAUAAAUCUAAAGAUACUAAAAAGUUUUGGUAUGAAGUUUUGGCCUUUAAGGAUGCUCAAGGACAAAGAGGAUUCAAAAAAUUGGCUUCUUUUGCUAUGUUAACUUUGAUAUUACCUCACUCUAAUGCUGACGUCGAGAGACUUUUUAGUAAUAUGAACAUAAUCAAAAGUAAAAAGCAUAAGAAGUUGGAUCUACCAAUGUUGAGAUCACUGUUGAUAUUUUUUUGAACGGUAAAUUUCACGUUGUCUCGCCUUUGGUUUCGUUUGAAUCAUUUGCAGUUAUCUUUCAGUGUCACUUUAGAUUAUCGGCAUAUUGGUACCACAGAAAAUUGUUUGUUUACAGUAUAAUAUUUAAUAAUACAUAAAAAAUUGUAUUUUUACAGUAUAAUAAAUAAUAAUAUUUAAUAAUUUUCAACGUUCAUUUUGAGUAUUACAUAUACCGUUUUUUAAAGAAAAAUUAGAUUUGACCAACUUUGAGUGGAAUUUUUUUACAACUGCUCACGGAAAGGGUGCAGUAGACGGAAUUGGAGCUGUCAUAAAGAGAAAAAUUUGGCAAAUGGUGAAAGCUCAGAAUAUUUUUCUUAAUAACGCCCAUGAUUUUUUUAAAUUGGCAAAAAUUAAUAUAAAUGGUAUUUCUAUUUUAUAUGUAAGCAGUACAUAUAUAAAAAAUACAACUGCAUUUCUUUCGGAGAAAUGGGCUAACGUUAAGAUUCCCGGAAUAAAAAGCAGCCAUUAUUUUUCAUUUCUUAAUGAAAAUGAGCUCGAAAUAGCACUA